Messenger RNA from Penicillium verrucosum, 948 nucleotides. RefSeq names its product oxidase ustYa family protein. Lineage: Eukaryota; Fungi; Ascomycota; Eurotiomycetes; Eurotiales; Aspergillaceae. Gene Ontology annotation, biological process: mycotoxin biosynthetic process. Bases 1 to 948 code for a protein of 315 amino acids. The record is from RefSeq and is a predicted model, not a curated record. The transcript has 5 exons.
AUGCCUGUACCCGAGUCUUCAUCUGCCUUACCCGUCUACUCCCCCAUUCCUUCCCUGGAGAAACCCCCACAUGAUCCCUAUCGAGCAGAUGGAGGCGAAAGGCUCUCCCAACAUGACUCGGAAGAGAGCGAAAAUGAUCCCUUUCUAUUCGAUGGCUUCCGAGUCCCACUCCGACGGCAUCUACACUGGUUACAGCGAUAUGGACGGCUAGGUGCAGAGGUCCUUCUGGUACUCUUGAACCUUUGUCUAUUGGCAUACCUCGUUUUUAAGCCACAGGUGCCUCUUCUGCUGCGACAGAAGGAGUGUGGACGAUUGCUGGGGCAGUGGUUACCUGGCUGGGAAGACGGCGUUGAAUACGAAGUCCAAAGAUUCAAAGGAAGCUUUGGCAUAAUGAAUGAAUUUACCGGCUAUGGGCCCGAGGUGGACGCUGCUUGGGAUAAUAUUACUGAUGGGCCCACAGGUGGCGCAAUCGGUAUCACGAAGGAACGGUGGGAAGCUGUGAAUCAAUUCCAUGAUUUUCCUGUUAUGCUCGACCAUGACUAUGGCAACGGACAGUACUUGGCUUCGUUGGAUGUGUUUCAUCAGUUGCAUUGUGUGGACCUACUCCGCAAAAACAUCCACCGCGAAUACUACGAUAAGCAUGAAGGUAGCUUUGCGGGGGCUCCCCCACGUGUUAUUGAGGGUCAUCUAGAACACUGUGUCGAGACCCUCCGCCAAACACUAAUGUGUCACGCUGAUAUCUCCCUUCUGACAUAUAACUGGGUCGAGGGCCGCAAUAUGCCAUACCCGAAUUUCAACACCAUCCACACUUGUAAGAGAUGGGAUAAAUUGAUUGAGUGGAAGUCGACUCUGGAUGUCACAGGCGAGUGGAAAGACGGGAAUCUCAUCAAGGAGUAUCAACCUCCGACAAAGCCAGAGGGUGUUGUGGGUAUGAAGGUUCCGCCCUGA